AUGGAACGUUGUCUUUACAAGCAGCUUUCCAAAACGGCUGCGAGGACGUACGCCACGGCUGCCAUACCCCAUGAUGAGUACCACAAGAAAUAUGAUCUUCAUCCGUGGCCAAAAUCCAAGAAACCCACCCCACACGAGAUCUUCAAUCUUGACCCAUCAGCACAAAAUUUACCAACGUUGGAAUUGAACAAAAUACUCAAGAGCUGCUACGUAAAGUACGUCAAAAUAUACCACCCGGACGUAAGUAAAAACUUGGUGUUGACCGAUGACAAAGGAAAGCAAUUGACGGAAGAGGCUAAGCGUCAACGGUAUGACGAGAUCCAGUAUGCCUACGAUGUGUUGAAGGAUCCUCGCAGACGAGUCGCUUAUAACCGAUAUCAAAGCACAGCAUGGGAAAACUACGGCAAAAAUCCAAACCCUUCUUCGUUUGAAGCUUAUAGGAUGGCCAAUGCUCACAGAAAGAAGUACGAUUUUAAAGAGGAUGAGCAAUUUUGGAAAGCGGGAACUUGGGAAGACUACUACCGCAUGCGUUACAAUCGAGAGGCUCCUACUGAGGAAGAGUUUAACAAGAACAAGUACAAGAUUCUCGUGGGAGUUCUUGCGGUGGCUGCGAUAGUGGUGACUCUUCAGGUCAUGACGGCUCUAGAAAACGCAGCACAAUUUCGGCGUCGAGCAGAGAUGAGAAAUUUUACGUCAGGCACGGCAUUGAGCCAGUCGUUAGACAACUAUGGACAGGGAACGACGCCGAUUCUGCGGCUCCGACGGUUCCUUACCUCGAGAAGAGCAUCUUUGGCGGACCGCACCGACGAACAAACCCUCGAUGAAUUACGAGAAAACGACCAGGAAAUAGUACGCAAGUACGCCCAGCAACGGCUUGCCUCUCUUGAAGGGGCAGGAAAGUUAUGA
This is a messenger RNA of Meyerozyma guilliermondii ATCC 6260, 906 nucleotides long. RefSeq lists its product as uncharacterized. The coding region runs from base 1 to 906 and encodes 301 amino acids. The transcript has a single exon. NCBI's taxonomy places the organism in Eukaryota, Fungi, Ascomycota, Pichiomycetes, Serinales, Debaryomycetaceae. The record is from RefSeq and is a predicted model, not a curated record.